AUGGAAGGAUGCCAAUAUUUGUUCAAGACUGAGAAGGUAGAAGACUGCAGACAGGGCGUAUCACAGAUCAAGGCGAACAUUUCUGUAGUGGAGAGUGUGGCUGACUUCGUGGCAAAGACACUUGGGCCAUAUGGGUUGGACAAGUUGUUCUACGGCAAAAAGAUGCUGCUUACGAAUGAUGGAGCAACGAUAAUGGAAAACAUGGAGUUCAAACACCCAGUAGCACAGCUUCUGACCAGUCUAUCCAAAUCACAGGACCAGGAGGUGGGAGAUGGAACAACAAGUGUGAUUGUGCUGACUGGUGCACUUCUCACUCAGCUUAAGCCACUGAUUACGGCUGAUUUCUCAAGAGAUGAGCUAAGAAAAGUGUUGAAUACCUGUUUGACUGAAUGCAUAAAGCACCUAGAUUCACUAAAAGUUGAAUUCAGUGAAGAGAAGCUGGUGAAGCUGGCUGAGACGUGCAUGACGAGCAAGAACGUGAGAAACGAGCGUGGCCACUUUGCAGAGAUGCUGUGUGGCGUGCUAAAUUCACGAAACAAGGAUUUCAACCUGAAUGUUGUGAAGAUGCCUGGUGGAUCACUGGGUGAUUCAGUUCUGGUUGACGGUGUUGCAUUUGAGAAGACAUUCACGUACGCUGGAUACGAUCAGCAGCCUAAGAGAAUCGAACACCCUCUCAUUGCGUGCAUUGAUGUCGAACUAGAAUGGAAGAGUGAGAAGGAGAAUGCUGAAAUCAGAAUCAGCAGCACGGAAGAGUACAAGAAGGUGGUGGAUGCGGAAUACGCGAUAUUGGAGGAGAAAUUGGAUGAUUUGAUCAAAAGUGGGGCCAAUGUUGUGCUAAGUACCAAAAGUGUAGGCGACUAUGCUACUCAAUAUUUUGCAGCAAAAGGCGUCUUCUCAUUGGGGCGAGUUGGAGACCUUGAUAAAAUAUGCAGGGCAUUUGGUGGUGCCGCAUCAACAACCACGAAGUAUCUGAGUGUGGGACAGGCAGAUCUGUUUGAGGAGAGGCAGCUUGGAAACACGCGAUACAACUACAUCAGUUCAUCAAAGACGAAUGUGAAGACGCUGAUAUUGAGAGGACCAGGAGAAGAAGUCGUAGAGGAGGUUGAGAGGGCCAUUCACGACGCAGUUUGCGUCGUGAAGAAGGCAGUGAGCUCACAGGGGAUUCUGACUGGUGGUGGAUCAGCUGAGAUGGCAAUGAGCACAGUUUGUAGGCGACUGUACCAAAAAGCAGAAGGAAGAGAGAAAUCGCUCUACAGGGCCAUUGGGGCUGCAUUUGAGAAGAUUCCAGUUCAACUGGCUGAGAACUUUGGUCUGGAUCCGAUCAUUCAGAUUCAGAAACUCAGGAAGAUGCAUGCAUCUGUGAAUCACCACUAUGGAAUGACACUCUUUGGACCAGCAGACAUGCAUAGCAUUGGCGUGUUUGAGCCAGUGGACGUGAAGAAGAACAUGGUCAAGGCGGCAUUCAGCACAGUUGACGUGAUUCUAUCAAUCAAUGGAACACUCAUCAGUGAAAAUCAAUCUCAAUAA
Messenger RNA from Enterospora canceri, 1527 nucleotides. The record is from the annotation of a GenBank genome assembly. NCBI's taxonomy places the organism in Eukaryota, Fungi, Microsporidia, Enterocytozoonidae.